Molecule: messenger RNA, 389 nt
Organism: Engraulis encrasicolus (European anchovy)
Lineage: Eukaryota; Metazoa; Chordata; Actinopteri; Clupeiformes; Engraulidae
Product: myelin-oligodendrocyte glycoprotein-like
Exons: 4
Biological process (GO): T cell receptor signaling pathway; regulation of cytokine production
Cellular component (GO): external side of plasma membrane
Molecular function (GO): signaling receptor binding
Source: RefSeq, a predicted model, not a curated record
GGAACACACCAUGGCUACAGGUGGAGGUUUUAAACUGCUCAUCCGUACGAAAAAAGUGUGGUCUAGACGUGGUGAUGAUGUCACACUGGGCUGUCACCUCUCUCCUGCGACCAGUGCUGUUGCCAUGGAGAUCAGGUGGUUUAGGUGGACAGACUGUAUCUACCUGUAUAGGGAUGGUCAUGUGACAGUGAGGGGGGAAUAUGAGGACAGAUGGGGCAACGUGAUAAACUAUGAGGGCAGAGUGAGUGUGGACCCCCAGCAGCUGCAGACAGGAGACGUGUCUCUGAAACUAAAGGGGUUUAGAUGGGAAGAUGUGGGAUACUACACCUGCCAGGUCAUCAGUGGAGAACACACACAUGAGGGGAGAGUCAAGUUGAAUGAAUGGGUUG